Molecule: messenger RNA, 1491 nt
Organism: Penicillium paradoxum
Lineage: Eukaryota; Fungi; Ascomycota; Eurotiomycetes; Eurotiales; Aspergillaceae
Gene: erg24B
Exons: 3
Coding region: 1-1491 (496 amino acids)
Biological process (GO): ergosterol biosynthetic process
Cellular component (GO): endoplasmic reticulum membrane
Molecular function (GO): Delta14-sterol reductase activity
Source: RefSeq, a predicted model, not a curated record
AUGCCUUCCAAGAAGGACUCCAAGAAAAUCCCCGUGCAACCAGUGCCGGAGAAGCGUGGUUAUGAGUUUGGUGGACCACUCGGUGCCUUUGGCAUUGUGUUCGGACUGCCGACCCUGAUCUACCUUUUUACCUUCCUCUGCAACGAUGUCUCUGGCUGCCCCGUGCCCUCGGUAUUGAACCCCUCAACUCUAUCGCUUGAGCAAUUGAAACGUGAAGCGGGCUGGCCAGAGGAGGGAAUUACAGCGCUCUAUGAUACCAAGGUCACACUGUGGACAUUGAGUUACUACGCCUUCAGUCUGUUCCUGCAAGUCUUCCUGCCUGGUCAGGAGCUAGAGGGUGUCGCGUUGGCCUGUGGAGGACGGCUGAAGUACAAAUUUAAUGCAUUCCUCUCUGCCGUCAUCAUCCUCUCGGGCCUGGCCGGUGGCACUUAUCUCUAUGGAGCCGACUUUGCGGUUUGGACAUUCCUAUGGGACAACUAUGUUCAGGUUAUCACUGCAAACCUGUUGAUCUCUUCGCUCAUUGCGCUGUUCGUCUACGCGAGAAGUUUCGCGGUCCCCGCUCCCGGACAAGCAAACCCAAGCCUGCGAGAGCUGGCACCUGGUGGCCACACGGGCAACGUGCUCUACGACUUCUUCAUUGGCCGUGAGCUGAACCCUCGUAUUCGCUUGCCUAUUCCAUUUGUCAGCGAGACAUCGCGCACUAUCGACAUCAAGGUGUUUAUGGAGAUGAGACCAGGCUUGCUUGGAUGGACAAUUCUGAACUUGUCCAACGUAGCCCACCAGUACCGAACCUACGGCUACAUCACUGACUCAAUCGUUUUGGUCACUAUAUUCCAGGCGUUCUACAUUCUAGAUGCGCUGUAUAUGGAGCCCGCUAUCAUGACCACUAUGGAUGUGAUCAUGGACGGAUUUGGAUUCAUGUUGUCCUUCGGCGACGUGGUCUGGGUUCCUCAUGUUUACAGCGUCCAGAGCCGGUACCUCUCUGUCUUCCCUUAUGAACUCGGUUGGACAGGCAUGGCUGUGGUGCUUGGUGUCACAGCAGUUGGAUACUCGAUUUUCCGCGGCGCCAAUAAUCAGAAGAACCGUUUCCGCACGAACCCCAACGACCCACGGGUGAAGCACAUCAAGUACAUCGAGACUGCUGCUGGAUCCAAACUGAUGAUCUCUGGAUGGUGGGGUAUGGCGCGUCACAUCAACUACCUGGGUGACUGGACCAUGUCGUGGGCCUACUGCCUGCCAACUGGUGUUGCUGGAUAUGUUCUCAUUGAGAGCAUCAACCCAGCCACUGGUGCUGCCCAGACCCAAGCUGUUCAGACUCCUGAGAUCCGUGGCUGGGGUAUGAUCUUCACGUACUUCUACAUGAUCUACUUCGGUGUUCUGUUGAUCCACCGUGAAAUGCGUGACGAGGAGAAGUGCGAGAAGAAGUAUGGUGCUGACUGGAAGCGCUAUACCUCGAUCGUGCGCAGCCGCAUCAUCCCUGGAAUCUACUGA